UUUCUUUGAUCCCAAAAAUAAAAAAUAUAUAUCCAUUUUUUCUUCUUCUUCCCUUAAACUUCGUUGAGAGUUGAGACUGAAGAAGACCAGAGAGUAGAGAGUUUCGGACACAAAAGGAUCUCAAAGCAGACAAAUUUAUUUUAUUACUCUUACCUCAACGUUGUUUGACUUAGAAAAGAAAAUCUCAGAUAGAUUCUUCUUCUUUCCGGAUCCGAAUUCUUGCCCUCUUGUAGAUCUACACAAAUGGCGGUUACUUACUGAUUUCAGGAAAAAAAAAAAAAAAGGAGCCUUUCUGCUUCUUUUAAUGGCGGAUACUCGAAACGGCAAGUCCCUUUUCUUCUUUUUCUUUGUCUCGCUUAUUUUGCUUUUCCUUUCGCCGUCUUUUUCGGAUGUCACAGCUUCCGAGUCCGAUCCGAUUCCGUACGAGAACUCAGAUGCUUCUCCUGGAGUCGUGACCAGCAGUGAAUCCGACAGGCAAGGUGUUUCAUUGCAUAGACUAGUGGAACUUGUUAGGAAUCUUACGGAAGUAGUUGCUAGAUUAGAUGCUAAGUUAUCUGAAACUCCGUUUAAGGUAAAGAAAGAGAUCAGUCGUGAUGAGAUCGAAGAGAAAGCUAAGGCUUUCUCCGUGACAAAGUACAGUCCUUUCUGGUUUGAGAGAUUCGAUUUCACAUCGGCUGUGAAACUAGACUCUGAAGCGACUUGUAUCAACGUGUUGCCGUUUCGAGAUCACGAAGGUUUUAGCAAGUAUUUCGCAGUUGGGGAUUCAAGUGGUAGGGUUUUUGUGUUCUUGAGAAAUGGGGAUGUUUUGGUUGAGUUCACCACCUGCGAUUCACCAGUCACGGCAAUGGUGUCUUACAUGUCUGUGUAUAAGAACGAGAGUUUCGUGGUGACGGGCCACCAAAGCGGAGUCAUCUUGUUGCAUAGACUCCGCGAGGGCUCGAUGGGGGAAGAUUUGAAUUCCGCUGUGAUGGAAAAUGUUGGCAAGUUUGAUGGCACGGAGGAUGGUUUGCAAGUGACUGUAUUGGAAGUGCAUCAUGUGGGUCGGGUUAGGUAUAUAUUGGCGACGGAUCUUAGCGGAAAGCUCACAGUUUUCACUGAGAACAGAACGGUUUAUGGCUCGGUUACCCCAACGAGUAGACCGCUCGUGUUCUUGAAGCAGAGGCUGUUGUUUCUCACCGAGACUGGUGCUGGUUCGUUGGAUUUAAGAAGCAUGAAGAUCAGAGAAUCUGAGUGUGAAGGUCUUAACCAUUCUCUAGCAAGAAGUUAUGUUUUUGAUGCGUCGGAACGGUCUAAAGCUUACGGAUUCACAUCUGAAGGCGAAAUCAUUCACGUAUUGCUUCUCGGAGACAUCAUGAACUUCAAAUGUAGAGUGAGAUCAAAGAAGAAGGUUCAAAUGGAGGAGCCUGUAGCCUUACAAGCCAUCAAAGGCUAUCUUCUUGUAGUCAACCAAGAAAAAGUCUUUGUAUACAACGUAUCGACUCAACACUACGUUCGAACCACGGGUCCUCGGCUUCUUUUCCCGGCUGCAUUAGAAGAUAUCAGGUCAACGUUCUUGAGCCAUCGAGAAUCAUCUAAAACCACUGAUCACCAGAAGCUAGAAAAGGUAACUCCUCUGAUAGCAAGCGACCGCGAAAAGCUGCUUGUGAUGGGUUUAGGAGACGGAUACGUCGCUACAUACAAAUCAAAGCUUCCGAUCUCCAAAGCAGAGUUCAACACAAUGCUUUGGAGCAGUCCUGUCUUCUUCUUCAUACUUUUCUUAUUCGGCGCUUGGCAUUUUUUCGCCAAGAAGAAAGAAUCUCUCACAGCUUGGGGACCUGAUGAUCCUUUCACCUCCACGACAAUGUCUUCUUCUUCUUCUACUACAACUGCACAAAACAGUUCCGCAUUUGGUGAACCAAUUAGAAGAAACGAUGACCACCUGGAUCUUCGAAGAAGGUACGUUUCGCCGUCUCGGUACCCUCCUGGAGCAGCAACAGGUGCAUACCGAUCAGUGGGGUCCAACGAUCUGAGCUCAAGAGCUCCAGUGGAAACUACUAACUACAGAACAACCGCACAGGAGAUGCAGUAUCGUGGUGGGUCAGGUCUUGAUUCAAGUGGAUUUGGUAAAAGAAGAGAGAGUUUGUUUGGUAAUACCAAAGCUUUAGAUGACGAAAGUUAGUCCCUUUUUAUAUUUAUUUUUCAUAGUUCUUUAUGUUCUUUUUUUACCGGUCAACGCUUGAAAUUUUUGUAAUGUGUAAAACUCCGGCGAAGAAAUAAAAUUUUUACCGGUAGCUUUGUUUCACCGGUCACA
Messenger RNA from Arabidopsis lyrata subsp. lyrata, 2290 nucleotides. RefSeq lists its product as uncharacterized. Gene Ontology annotation, molecular function: protein binding. The transcript has a single exon. Bases 305 to 2158 code for a protein of 617 amino acids. The record is from RefSeq and is a predicted model, not a curated record. Lineage: Eukaryota; Viridiplantae; Streptophyta; Magnoliopsida; Brassicales; Brassicaceae.